AUGCCUUCCUUGAAAUUCUUCCUGUUGUUUCUUGUUCAGAUCUAUCUUGUUAGUUUUCUUACCGGUUUGACAAGUGCAGCUGACCCAACAUACCUUUAUCACGAUUGCCCAAACGCAACAACUUUUUCCAGAAAUAGCACCUUUCAAUCCAACCUUAAUUUUUUCCUUUCUUCACUUGUCUCUAAUGCUAUCCGCAGCAAUGGAUUCUCCAACGGUUUCUACAACGCCAACGCAGGCCAAGACCCUAAUAAGGUCUAUGGUCUCUUUCUUUGCCGUGGUGAUGUCAGUCCCACCACCUGUAGAGACUGUGUCAAUUUUGCUACCUCAGAUGCUCUUAAACUUUGUCCCGUUCAAAAAGAUACUGUAAUAUGGUACGACGAGUGCCUUUUUCGCUACUCAAACGUGUCUAUCUUUUCUACUAUGGACGCUAGCCCAAUGAUUUUGCUGUCCAAUGUAAAUAAUGUUACAGAACCAGCCCGGUUUAAGCAGCUACUAGGGAAUACAAUGAACGAAGCAGCAACUCAGGUUGGUGAUUCUUUUAAAAAAUUUUCUACAAGAAAGGGAAAUUUCACAACCUUUCAAACACUGAACUGUCUCGUACAGUGCACACCAGACCUAUCAAGUCUUGAAUGUGAUAGUUGUCUUCAACAAUCUUUUGAAGGUUUGCUGUCUGAUACGGUGGGAGGAAGAAUUUUGUUUCCAAGUUGUUAUAGCCGGUUUGAGUUGUACCCGUUUUAUAAUGAAACAGCUACUGCCGCACCGCCACCGCCACCGACGCCUGUGCUCUCUCCUCUACCUCCUGUUUCUGUAGCUAGCCCUGAAGGAAAAAGCGGAAUUUCAUCUUCAAUAAUCAUAGCCAUCAUUGCUCCAAUUGUUGUCGCUGUAGUGCUUUUCAUAGCCGGCUAUUGCCUCCUAAUUAGGAGAGCAAGAAAGAAGAAUAGCCCUAUACCAGAAGAUAAUGCUGGAUAUGAUGAUAUUACAACCGUAGAGUCCUUGCAAAUUGAUUUGGGGACAAUUGAAGUAGCCACAAAAAAAUUCUCAACUCAUAACAAGCUGGGCGAAGGUGGAUUUGGUGAAGUUUACAAGGGCAUACUUCCUAAUGGACAAGCAAUAGCUGUAAAAAGGCUAUCAAGCAGCUUUGGACAAGGGGCAGAAGAAUUUAAGAAUGAGGUUGUAUUGGUAGCCAAGCUUCAGCACAGAAAUUUGGUUAGAAUACUGGGAUUUUUCUUGGAGGGAGAGGAAAAGAUUCUCGUCUAUGAAUUUGUGACGAACAAAAGCCUUGACUAUUUUCUCUAUGGCCCUAAAAGACAAGCAGAAUUGGAUUGGUCAAGACAUUACAAAAUAAUUAGAGGCAUCGCCCGAGGAAUGCUUUACCUUCAUAAGGAUUCUCGAUUAAGAAUUAUACAUCAUGAUCUUAAAGCUAGCAAUAUAUUGUUAGAUGGAGAUAUGAACCCAAAAAUUUCUGAUUUUGGCAUGGCAAGGAUAGUUGGAGUUGAUCAAACUCAAGUGAUUACAAACAGAAUUGUUGGGACAUAUGGUUACAUGUCUCCAGAAUAUGCUAUGCAUGGGCAAUUCUCAGUGAAAUCCGAUGUGUAUUGUUUCGGUGUCCUAGUACUAGAGAUCAUUACUAGCAAGAAGAACAUCAAUUUCUAUCAAACAGAUGGUGCUGAGGAUCUCAUGAGCCAUGCUUGGAAACAUUGGAGGGAUGGGACACCGUUGCAAUUGUUAGAUUCAACUUUGACAGAGUCUUACUCGAGAAAUGAAGUGAUUAGAUGCAUCCAUGUGGGGUUGUUAUGUGUCCAGGAAGAUCCAACUGACAGACCCACAAUGGUAACAGUAGUUCUAAUGCUCAACAGUUACUCUGUUACUCUUCCAGCACCUCAACAACCAGCAUUUUUCCUUGGUAGUAGAAGGGAGGCUAGCAUGGCAACAAAGGAUUUUGACUUUGAUCAAUCUAAAAGCAAGUCAAUGCCAUGGUCUAUUGAUGAUGCAUCAAUUACCGAAGUAUAUCCUUGA
This is a messenger RNA of Pistacia vera, 2016 nucleotides long. Its product is annotated as cysteine-rich receptor-like protein kinase 10. The coding region runs from base 1 to 2016 and encodes 671 amino acids. Gene Ontology annotation, molecular function: protein kinase activity; ATP binding. Lineage: Eukaryota; Viridiplantae; Streptophyta; Magnoliopsida; Sapindales; Anacardiaceae. The record is from RefSeq and is a predicted model, not a curated record. The transcript has 7 exons. Gene Ontology annotation, biological process: protein phosphorylation.